This is a messenger RNA of Nestor notabilis (Kea), 489 nucleotides long. Its product is annotated as pulmonary surfactant-associated protein A-like. Bases 1 to 489 code for a protein of 162 amino acids. The transcript has 3 exons. Gene Ontology annotation, molecular function: signaling receptor activity. The record is from RefSeq and is a predicted model, not a curated record. NCBI's taxonomy places the organism in Eukaryota, Metazoa, Chordata, Aves, Psittaciformes, Psittacidae.
AUGACCGAAGAUGGGCUACGUAGAGGAUUUAUACCAGGUUUCCUACCACUGGCUGAUAAUGAAAUGGAAGAUGUCCGUCAAUUAGAUCAUGAGAUUUCCAGACUUGAAGGAGUCCUCCACUUGAAAAAGAUGAUAACAGAAGCUGGAGGAAAAAUAUUUUCUACCAAUGGGAAAAAAGCCAAUUUCGAAACUACACUGAACAUAUGCAAAGAGGCUGGCGGGUCUAUUGCCACCCCAAGGAGCCUGGCUGAGAAUGAUGCCAUUCUGUACUUUGUGAAAAGUUUUAAUACCUACGCCUACCUGGGGAUAAAGGAAUCUCUAAUUCCAAGUACAUUCCAGUUCCUGGAUGGUACAAAGCUGAACUAUACUAACUGGUAUUUAAAUGAACCUUCUGGCAAAGGGGAAGAAGAAUGUGUGGAGAUGUACACUGAUGGCACUUGGAAUGACAAGAAGUGCAACUAUAAUCGUCUUAUUGUUUGUCAGUUUUAG